AAUAUAUCCCGGCACACAACAAUGAAUGAGCCCCGCUGAAAAAUCACCGCUCAGGAAUGCCAAACAGUUCAAUUGAAAAGCCUCAAAGAUCAUUAUAAAGAGGGCGUAUGCACGCUGGCGAUUCGUGCAUUUCGCGCGCGUUUUCGCCUCCCACGAAGUUUUCAUUCAAAUUAAAAGGAUUGGAGGCAUCAUGGCGGAAGGCGGGAAGGAGCAAGGAGAAAAUAUUUCGAAAAGAUUUGUUAAAAUAUAGAGCAACAGGUGAUAUGAUCGACUUAGAAAAGUUUAUUAAGUUCAUCUAGUAUUAACAGAGUCGUUCAUUCGGCUCUUCAAAUGGAAAGAUGAGCACAAAGGUGAGGUUUGUGGUGGAUGGAUCUGGUGAACAGGAUUUGAUGUUAAAAGCAGCUCAGUCUGUUCAGAGUGCCCGUCUACCAACAGAGAAAAUCACUAGUAAAGAUGUCUUGCAGCUGAAAAGCAAGGACAAACACCUCUACGUCUGUGGUCAGUUCUUGGGUGAAGCAUUUGAUCACUUGGUCAAUAUAAAAUGCAGGAUCGUUGGUCCCCAGUGUGUGAUAUCUUGUCUAGAGCUUCAGAAAGCUGUUCCCAAUGUCCCUCAUCCAAUCAACAACAUAGCCAUGCAAGAUGUGGUCGUCAGCUGCUCAAGCAUUGAGAGGGCACAGAGGGCUCGAAUCCAUCAGCUGUUAGAAUGGAUGGGUGGAAAGGUCUCCAAGGACCUUACUGAGAUAGUAACUCACCUGGUCGUAGGAGAAGUUGGCUCCAAGAAGUAUCAUGUUGCUGCUAAUCUGAAGAAGCAAAUAAUGCUGCCAGAAUGGAUAGAAGUAGCAUGGGAAGAGAGCCAAACCAAACACUUCAGUGCGAAAUCCGAGGAAUUCCAUAGUAGAUACAGAUGUCCUGCAUUCAAAGGCUGUAUCAUCUGUGUGACGGGGGUUGAGGCAUCACAGAGACAAGAUGUCAGGCAGCGUGUACCUGAAUGCGGUGGUUACUACACUGGAGAGCUGAAGUACAAUGAGUGUACCCAUCUCAUCGUAGGGGCUGCAAGAGGUCCAAAGUUCGAAUUUGCUAGGAAGUGGAAGAUUCAUACUGUUUCUAUCAAUUGGUUUUAUGACAGUGUAGAAGCUGGUUACUGUCUGGAUGAACAACUCUACAAUGUACUUUCACAGGAACAACCAACAUCAACCCCAGUCAAGGCCAAUCAAGAACACCCAAGGCUUAGUACCCUUGGAAAUAUCAGUGCAAUAAACGUUAGCAGUAUCCAUCCCAUAGACGAGACGGCUGUAAGUGAUGCAAACAUCACCAUGGAAACGAGUCGACUUGUACCGCCUCUUCAACCUCAGGUUGGCUUAGCAGAGCUAGAAAAGCUCGAUCUUGCCACAUGUGAAGCAGAGAUGUUUCUUGAUGGAUGUAAGAUUUUCUUGAGCGGGUUCUCUGGGCAGCAUUUAGAGAAGCUUCGUAAAGUUGUGAAUGCAGGAGGUGGGACACGCUUUAAUCAGAUAAAUGAGAAUGUGUCUCAUGUCAUUAUUGGUAAAAGGAUAGAAGAUCACGUAACUGAGCUGAAAGAAUUAACAAACAGACCAUCCACAGUGUCCGUCCAUUGGUUGCUUGAGUGUGCUAAGCAAGGCAGACAGGUUUCUGAACAGGACUUUAUCUUAAAGGAUAUCUUGGAUGUCCAUGAGGCUGCUGAUAAGGAGAAUGAAAUCACUUUCAAACUCCCAGCGAAUCAAGUAAAGAGAGUGUCAAAAGUUGGAUCGAGAAAGAGAUCUGAUGAACAUGGAGAAGAAGAGGAUAUAUUGAGCCAGUAUUUACCAAAUGCUUCAUCUGCAGGUGGUGGUGACAACGACUCGACAAUGAUCCAGGAAGAAAAUGCAGACAGGACUCAUAGUGACGGGAAUAGAACCCAAGAAGAUGAUGACGAGACUCAGAUAGAUGAGAAUGAAGGAGUAGAGGAAGGAGAAGAUGGAGAGAAGGAUGGAAUCUUUGCUGGGAAGAAGUUUGUCGUUCUUGGUUUCCUUCCAGAGCAAGAGCGUAAUCUGUGUGAAAUGAUCCCGAGUCAAGCAGGAAUGGUCUUACCCUUCAACACCCGCUCCAUACCGGACUACGCGGUGGUUCCCAUCAUCGGAACCCUCGUCAACAUGACCGUAGGUGAGAUAGUCACCAACUGUUGGCUUCAGAUGUCCCUUGAGGUGGAGACACUGCUAGAACCCUCCAGCAACGAUCUCUUUACUCCUAUCCCUAUCAUGAAAGAAGCCAUGCCUCUCAGGAAUUGCGUCAUAUCAAUAAGUCAGUACAGCUUCGUAGAACGUGACUGUCUCCUUCACAUCGCCGAGUUGUUGGGAGCACAAUGCCAGGAGUACUUUGUGAGGAAAGCUAUAAACAACCUUGAAGCAAACACUCAUCUACUGCUAAGAGACCCAGAGGGUACCAAGUAUGUGGCUUCUAAGAAAUGGAAGGUCCCUGCCAUAACCAGACGAUGGCUUCUGGACUGCGCCAGAACAGGUAAAAAACAACCAGAGAAGAACUACCUUGUGGAUCUCACAAAAGAAGAACCAAGUGACAUGUCCACUUCUACUAAGGAGGAACCAUUACCACCAAAGAAACCAUUAUUACCUCCUGAGGAAACACCAAAAACCAAGGAAACCUCACCAGAACAAACAAAAACCAUUCCAAAGUCAGAGAAGCAACAAGAAAAGCCUCUUGAGGAUCAUCCUCAGAAGACACCAAAGAGUGUAACAAUCAAGGAGAGAUCUCCUGUGCAGGAUACAGGAGCAAGUACUCGGAACCAGAUUCCUAAAGCCACAACCCCUGCUGGACGACCUGUCAGGAACAAAACACUUGAGAUGGUGAAGCAACCAAUCGCAAACAAGAGCGUUGAACAGGUCAAAGGUCAGACUCCUGGUAAAGAGAGCACUCCAAGCAGGAUCUUACGUCCAGGUUUCAAACCCUCAUUUGAUCUGGAUGAUGCUGUAGCAGCUUUGGAUUCUCCUGGAAUGCCAGUAGGGAAGGGUCAUCGAAGGAAGUCAAGUCUGCCACUGGAGGAAUUCUUUCAUCAAAACAUCACCAAUGCCCUACAGAUGGGAAGUACUAAAGCAGGAAGGUCAGAAGAUGAAGAUGAUGACACUGUCUUCAAAGAAGAGGAGCCUGCACCAGGUAUUCUUCAUGGAGUUGUGAUCUGUGUGAGUAAGAAACUGAGCAGAAAGCAAGGAGAUUACAACGACAUUGCCAUGGCAUUGGGCGCCGAGUACCACUGGACCUACGAUGAGAAGUGCACUCAUUUUAUCUUCCAGGGCAAAGCCAAUGACACGGCCAAAGAAUUCCGUCUAGCCAAGAGCCAAGGGAAGAUCAUUGUUUCCUCGCACUGGUUGCUGGCUUGUCAAGAAGAAAAUAAGAGACUUGAUGAAACAUGCUAUCCACACACCUACAACCCAAAACUUAGUCUGUCGGUGGUUGCCUCCCAAGGUCGCACACCUGCUCGUUCAGUGAGGUCAAAGGUCACACCCGUUGCCGUGGCCACACCACUAGCCCCGAAACCGCCUCCACCUAAACCUCCACCAGCCGUUGAGAAGAAAGAAGACAUUGAAGCAGAUACCAUGUCCGAUGAUGAACUGUUGAGGGCGGUAGAGAACGAAGAGCAAAGCAAGACAGCAGGGGAUCAUGGGACUUCUAUUAAUCUUCAGAAACAGCUCGAGGACGUCAUGACAUCGACACUGAAUCUAAGGGGUAGUCGAAGACGUAGCCGGCGGCCUGGUAGCAGCGCUUCCAUCUCGUUGGCUGGAGAUACGACCAGUGCUGAUGACAGUAGCAAUGGGAGGAGAAGUACAAGGUCUAGGGUGAAGCGUGGAUCAGAGAAAAAGGAGGAAGGGGCUAGCAAAGAUUCAGGUCAACAUGUUGAGGCUUCUCAGAGUGUUCAGAUCACCUGGGAUGAUCCUACCAGCCGGAAGGAGAAAGCAAAGAUCAUGGCUCAGAUCAAACGAGCAGACAAUGGACUCGAUGAACCUGAGGAACAAGAUGGGGAGGAUGCCCAGCAGAUGGAAGAGCAAAUGGUUGAGGAUCAUGCGGAAACCAAGACCGAUGUAGCUCGACACGGUACAAGUAGUUCUCACAAACAUGAAGACAGCCCACCUAGUCCUACCCCUAAAGCUCCUCCUAUUAGACUACCCCCUGCAAGGCCCGCCGUGGCUCCACAACCAAUGGACGAUACGCAGGAUGAUCCACAACAAGAGGUUUUGACGAAGCAACCAGCGUUGCCUCCCAAGUUUCUGUUCACUGGAAUGGGAGCUCAUGAGAAGAUUGAUUAUAGCGCCCUCAUCGAAGAGCUUGGCGGAGAAGUCAAAGACGCUCAAUACUUUGAUGCCUCUUGCUCUCAUAUCAUUGUAGGUAAUCCAACCAGGAAUGAGAAGUAUCUGGCGGCUCUAGCUACCGGUAAAUGGGUUCUUCAUAAAUCCUACUUUGAGGCUUGCAGAGCAGAGAAGGGCUUUGUUGAGGAGGAACCUCACGAGUGGGGUAAUAGAACCGAUCUUAGUAAACUGAGUGAGACCGGUAAGAAGAUGGCUCGUGCUGCUACAAGAUGGAGGUGUCGGAUUCAGGAACAAGAAAAGAUGGGCUCAAGCAUUGGAGCGUUUGAUGGCUGGAAGGUCGUGCUGAUGGUUGAGAAGAGUAAAGAGAUGUGUUUCAAACGUCUUCUGGAAGCUGGUGGCGCUAAAGUCCUUGCUGUCAGACCUCCAUUUACCAACCAUCUUGAUGCUAGCCAUGCUUUCUUUGACCUUCAUAAGGUCAAAGUCACAGCCGAAGCGGUUGCCCUUGAUGAGUUGGUUCAGUCUGGUAUCAUGUGUUUGAAGCCUGAAUAUAUUGCUGAUUAUCUGGUCCUAGACCCAAGCCCAGAUCCAGAAAACUAUAUAAUCAGCGAAGCCAAGCCUAUCUUACAGAAGCUUGUGGAGCAAGCAGGACCAGCUACCAAACGCAGAGGAUCGGAGCUCGCUACAACGCCAAGAAGCAAACGAACAAGGCAUCGCUAGUAGGAGUUCAUGCAAUAUAUAUGAUCUGUGUGGUGUAUUUAUGGCCAACAGUUGUUAUUAAAUAAACACGGGACCACUAAACUUAUAAACAACAUCACUGGUAUCCAGGGUAAUCAGGGAAUUUCUAAGACUAUAGAUGAGAUUCUUCCUGAGCUAGCUACAACACUAAGAAGCAAGGGAACAGGGCAUCGCUAGAGAGACAUUGGAGAAUAUCUAGGAUCUGUGUGGCGUAUUGUUGCCAAAGCUAUGAUAUCUAGCAAAAAUGAGACCAAAUCAGUCCAAUAGAUUUUUUUAAAACCUUAGAAAAUCAGAAUAUUGCUGACAUUCAGGGAAUUCCUGAAGCAACUUGUCAGUUAUUUUCUUAACAAGUUUGUUCUUAGCCAAUCAGAUGAAAGUAGCUUAUAACAAAUAACAAUUAAAGUCAAAUGAUGCUCAUUCCGAGCUUGUCUUCAGUUCCCAGUGGGACGUGCUCACCGAUUUCUUCGCAGUGAAAAUCGUGAAUAUUUGUUUCAUAAAGUACUACCCAGAUUAGCUAGUCUAAAUGUCUACAUUGGGUGAUUUCUAGGUCGGUGUUGGCGUUGGUGUUGGAAGCACAAAUUGGAUUGCUUCCCGUAGAUCCAAAACCUAUUCUGAGUUUGUAAAACCGAACCAGAUCACAUUAUUGACAUCUCAACUAGUGAGUGACUUUUGCAGGACCAUCUUCAUUUUAUGUUUGGUGUUAUACUCGUGUACACCAUCACCAAAACGUCAACACUGAACUUGAAAUCACUCAUUUGGGAUUACUCCUAUCAUCCCUGAGAUCCCUUUUAUACUGGAUUGAAAUCGAUUGAGAGGAUUAUUAAUUUCAAUAUUUUCGUCUUUUUUAAGGUUUUAACUAAAUGCAAUGUACUUUUAAGUCAAGCACUGUGUAUACUGACCACUUCAAUGCACUGCAAUGGAAGAAAAGUAAUGAGGUAGAUUGUUAGCAUAGAUGUUUGAUUGUAAAGUGUACAUGUAUAUUGACUUUCAAGCAAGUAAUAAUUGAGUGAUUAUAAAUAUCGCCUUUUGCUUGCCUCAAAUAGAAAUAAGAAAUGCACAAUUAUGAAAUUACAGGAGGUAGAUGACUAUCCAGUAGCAAUAGAAGAAAUACAUGUAGCUUUCUCUUAAUUGAAUAUGUAUAUAUAGAGUACCGAAGUGUGAUGUCAGUUGCCAUGGUGUCAUGGCGGGCUGGUUCUCAACAGUCGCAGCUGACGAUCGUCUGUACACAUUUGUAUGACUUUGGCUCGUCUGAAAAAAUAGGUUGCAAGCGAUCAAAUUCCGAUAGCAGCCAUUUUCUCCUAUGAGAAACACACGCUUUCAUUCGGCGGGUUCAUUUGUUUAGAACCAGGCCGCCAUGAAACCAUGGCAACUGAUGUCAUCACUUCGAUACUCUAUAUGGCCCACAGAAACCUGUAUGACUCUGAUUGAGAAAUUGACUUUACAGCAGUAACAUUAUAUUCUACUUGAUCAAGUUAGUGUUUCAUAAAGCUGUUUCCCAUACUUAUUUAUAAACAUAAAUCACCACGUUUUUAUAAUAGUUGAGAUGUGAGAAUUUUGUGCCUUUGGUGUAAAAAGUUCAAUAAAUUUUUAUGUAUAUGCUACUUUUAUUAUGAAGAUAAAGGACUUUGAAUGUAAAUGAAUAAGCAAUGUUGUAAAUAUAUCUAUUAAUUAAUGAGAUUUUUAACCUGAUGAUUAUGUGAAUAAAAUGUACGGAUUAUAUAGAUUAA
Messenger RNA from Lytechinus pictus (painted urchin), 6772 nucleotides. RefSeq names its product DNA topoisomerase 2-binding protein 1-A-like. The record is from RefSeq and is a predicted model, not a curated record. Gene Ontology annotation, biological process: mitotic DNA replication checkpoint signaling; mitotic G2 DNA damage checkpoint signaling; DNA replication initiation. Bases 339 to 5027 code for a protein of 1562 amino acids. The transcript has 30 exons. Lineage: Eukaryota; Metazoa; Echinodermata; Echinoidea; Temnopleuroida; Toxopneustidae.